AUGGUUGCUGAACUUGGACAAUAUGUUCAUGCAAUUGGGACGGAUUCCAACAAUUUGAUGGAACCCCAAAGUAUUGAAGCGAUUUACAUUGGACCUACAAAGGGACAACGUACUGGGCACCGAGGGCUCAACCUCAAUACUAAGAAGAUGAUUUCCCGACCCAAGGCCGUUGUACUACCCGUUACCGAUCAAGUAAUCCAGCGUGUUGAAGCUUGGGCUGCUGCCAAAGGUGUUACUUCCAUGAAGUUCUUUGAUAAAAAGAGAGAUUUGGAGACAUUUCAAGAUGGCAAUCAAAUUGCAGGAGUGGAUGACACGGAACAAGGUUACUUAGAAGAAGCCUUUGAUCAGGACUAUGAACCUGAAGAUGACGAUGGACGUGAUUUCAAUCUACAUGGACAAUUCGAUGAUAUCGAUGACUCCAAAAGAGAAGAGCUCUUGGCAGAUGCAGACAAUGAUGUCAAUGAUAUGCCAGAACUCACUGUCAGAUUCCAAGGAGCUGAUGACUAUGAAUCAGACGACGAUUUGGGUGAUGAAGGCGACGAAGAGGAAGAACCUAUUGUGGCCGAUUUGGAUCACCAUCAAGAAAAUGUCGAUAGAGGAACCGAUGAUAUUGGGAGCCUUGUUACUGAUCUGGAGGAUCUACAAGAACCGCCAGAAGAAGAGAUUGUAUUUGAGCCUGAAGAGCCUCAAGUAGCAAAAGUCACUCAAUCUGGGCAAACGUAUGCGCAAGCUAAAAUGUCAGGGCUGAACCUUUCCCAAGUUCCAAAGAGACCAAGAGAAUUGCCUUUGAGCAGGAGUGGCAGUUCUGCCAAUAAGAAUAAAAAUCGAGUUGCGACAAGAUGCAAGCAUCAAGAAAGAGAAUUGAAACCGUUGAAGAACAAGUUAUAG
This is a messenger RNA of Cylindrotheca closterium, 888 nucleotides long. The record is from the annotation of a GenBank genome assembly. NCBI's taxonomy places the organism in Eukaryota, Bacillariophyta, Bacillariophyceae, Bacillariales, Bacillariaceae.